This is a messenger RNA of Xyrauchen texanus (razorback sucker), 584 nucleotides long. Its product is annotated as splicing factor 3B subunit 5-like. Gene Ontology annotation, cellular component: U2 snRNP; precatalytic spliceosome. Gene Ontology annotation, biological process: mRNA splicing, via spliceosome. The coding region runs from base 138 to 398 and encodes 86 amino acids. The record is from RefSeq and is a predicted model, not a curated record. The transcript has 2 exons. Lineage: Eukaryota; Metazoa; Chordata; Actinopteri; Cypriniformes; Catostomidae.
CCCUUCCUUUCCUGUAGAAGCUUACUGCUUGUUUCGUCCUGCAGCUAACGAGCCAAGUCCGUCUUUUUGUAUUGGAAACUUUAAUUUACUUUUUUCAUAUAUUUCUCCUUUUCUGUUGUAGAUUUCUUUAAUUGAAGAUGACAGACCGUUACAACAUCCACAGUCAGCUGGAGCAUCUGCAGUCCAAGUACAUUGGCACUGGCCACGCUGACACCAGCAAAUGGGAAUGGCUGGUUAACCAGCACAGAGACUCAUAUUGCUCAUACAUGGGCCAUUUCGACCUGCUAAAUUACUUCGCCAUCGCUGAGAAUGAGAGCAAGGCUCGGGUUCGCUUUAACCUGAUGGAGAAGAUGCUGCAGCCAUGUGGCCCACCUACUGACAAACCCGAAGAUGCUUAGGGAUUGACUUCUUGGACUGGGCACCUCCUGGGUGCUCUAACUCCUCUUGUUUGAGGACCAAUGAAUGUUCUCUUUUUUUAUUAUUAUUAUUAUUACUCUGUUUUGGGGGAGAAUAUUGAAUUUAGUUGUUUGACCACAAGUGUUUUUAAAGAAAAUAAAGUUGAAAAUGUGUUACCCUUACACAAA